GUGGUGGGGAAAAAGAGGCCAUAACUUGAUGAAAAAUAACAGCAGAAAAAUUCGGCACCACCCGCAGACUAAUUUCAAAUUCCGCAUUUCAUAAUUCAACAAAAUCAUAACUUUUCUUGAGGAGGAAGAAGAAAUUUAUAGAGAGAAAGAAAGAGUGUUGUUUCCUCAGAUAUCGUAAUCGACUCUCAUCUUUCUCUCGCACCUCAUGGAUCGAUUCAUGGUGCCCUACGCCAUUAAACCUGCACAAUUUUUUAUAUGAACGCUUGUUUCUUGUUCCCUUCCUCCAGGGUUCCUUCUAUUUUCUCCUCCGCCGAUGGUUUGAUGCUGGAAAGCCAUGCCAACAAUUACAGCUAUAGCGUUGGAUGGGCUGAUCGAACCUGGAGCUGCAAAGACCAUGGUGCAAGCAAGGAAUUCUCCCGACUCAAAGCUUGAGAGGAGGCGUAGCACUUCGAACACUACAGAAAUUGGGGCAAUGGAUGCUCCUAGCUCAAUGGUGGAAAGGGGAUACAGCAUUCCUCCAAAUCCUAAGUCGGAGAGGGGAGUUAAUGUUCCUCCAAACCCCAAGCUGGAGAGGGGUGUUAGUGUUCCUCCUCGCACGAAGCUGGAAGGAGGAGUUGUUGGUAUACAUCCUAAUUUGAAGCUCGAGAGGGGAGUUAGUGUGCCUCCUAAUACGAAACUAGAGAGGGGUGUUGUUAUGCCUUCUCAAGCACCAACUACAACAAUUGUAGGUAGAGAGCACCAUUGGACUCAGAUCUCGCCAGCCCUCUAUGCCACUCCUGAAUCAACUCCACUUCCUGAUUCCCCAUCUUCAUUUCCCCCAUCGCCUUACAUUAUUAAUCACAAGCGACGUGGCCCACGGCUCAUGAAGAGUUUCUCUGAAUAUGACGUUGCAACUUGGAAGAAUAAAUCCGAUGAGAUCAAGGUGGAUAACAAUGAGAGUAGGGCUGGAAAAGGUGUACCAAGUGAAUGUAAAGAUGACACUUGUAUUCCUACAGAGGUUAUCGAUCCUGCCACGGAUGUCUUUGCUAGUCGUUCUGGUACUGGAAAUGCCAUGCAAAAGAAUCCAACUGGUGUCUUAAACGAAAAUUUUGGAAGCAGUAAAAUAGCCAAUAGUCCAGUGAAGGAAAAUGGUGCGACUAAAUCUGUCAACUUCAAUUUGGAGCAGGAUGGAGUGGUUGGUAGUCCAGUUGAUCCACAGGAUUCAGUGAGUCUUGAGGCCAUUGGUGAAAGUGAGGGUAACGGUGGAGCUGGACGGCCGGCUCUGAGUCACUCGGCUACAAUGACAGAGUUCUAUGAUGCUUGGGAAGAAUUGUCGUCAGAAAGUGGAAACCAGCAUCCACCGCCUGAUAUGGGAACAGAACUGCGAGAAAUUAAACUGACUUUGCUGAUGGAGAUUGAAAAGAGGAGGGAAGCAGAGGAAAACCUAAAUAAUCUGCAAAGUCAAUGGAAGAGGAUCUGUGAACAAUCGUCUCUCGUAGGACUGAAUCUUCCUGCUGAUCCAACCGCUUUGGGAGAUGGUGAAGAACCUGUUGAUCCAGCAGCUGAGAUAUGCCAACAAGUCUAUCUUACCCGUUUAGUGUCUAAUUCAAUUGGGAGGGGAAUUGCAAAGGCUGAAGUUGAGAUGGAGAUGGAAGCACAGAUAGAGCUAAAGAACUCUGAAAUUGCUCGCUUGUUGGACAGGCUUCAUUACUUUGAAGCUGUGAACCAAGAGAUGUCUCAUAGAAACCAAGAAGUCGUAGAAACAGCAAGGCGACUCAGGCAAAGAAGGAAAAGACGGCAGAGAUGGAUCUGGGGUUCGAUUUCUGCUGCAUUGACGCUUGGAUCGGGCAUCUUAUUGUACUCUUACUUACACGGUGGAAAGGGGUCGUCUUCCCAAAGCUCGACACAAUCUUCAGAGACAGACCGUGGCUCAAACAAGUGAACUCCAAGAGGAUAUAGUGUAGUCGAGGCCACACUAAAGGAAUUAUAGUAAUAAUAAUAGGAAAACAAGGGGUUAAACACCAUCUUGUGAAUACCAACUGCUAUUGCAGGUUUUAUACAUGUAAUAAAUACAUAGCUACUGAAUAGCUAUACAGAAGCAAUUAAAAUGCCAAAGUAUGCAUCUUUUUUGUGUGUUUCCA
Molecule: messenger RNA, 2120 nt
Organism: Salvia splendens (bonfire salvia)
Lineage: Eukaryota; Viridiplantae; Streptophyta; Magnoliopsida; Lamiales; Lamiaceae
Exons: 4
Coding region: 335-1921 (528 amino acids)
Source: RefSeq, a predicted model, not a curated record